GUAUGCUGGCAUACAGCGUAUCACAGCUCGCAACAUAUAACCCAAUCAAUCAUCGUUGUUGGUAGAAUUAGGGGUUUCUCUUUGGUGAAUUUCUAAUUUCUAGGGGCUUAAAAGGGAUCUUGAAUCUCUCUCUCAACUUGUAAGUCAACAAUGGCACCUCUUCCUGGACUGUACUCUGGAACCAGCACCCUUGCUUUGGUGGCUCGUACCUCCGCAUUCACAUUUGGACUUGUCUAUGGUAGCAUGAAGCUCAAGUAUCUCAAGGUUAAGGCCAAGUCUCACCAGAAAGCUGAAGCUAAGGCACAUCACUGAGAAGGAGAGCAGCAUGCUGCAUCUGCGGUCUGAUAAAAAUAAUAUAUGACACACAUUUUUAUCAAUUGCCUGUUGCUUAGAACUAUCAUUUUGGACUUGUAACUGUUCAAUUUUGUAUUCAAGAGUUAUCAAAUGUUUUUAUGAUUUAAUGAGUAUAAUGGUGGUCCAAUUUUGAUGGACUGCAUUGGACUACCAGGGCAAAAGUGAGCAAAAUAAUCUUCUUAUAUUCAACUCAUCCUGGAAAAAGCUUAUUUAGUUUGUGGUUGUUCGACAAAUGAUGAAUGUAUAUAUGCUUGAUUUUCUGUCUUGA
Molecule: messenger RNA, 622 nt
Organism: Capsicum annuum
Lineage: Eukaryota; Viridiplantae; Streptophyta; Magnoliopsida; Solanales; Solanaceae
Exons: 3
Coding region: 151-312 (53 amino acids)
Source: RefSeq, a predicted model, not a curated record